Peniophora sp. CBMAI 1063 is the source of this 792-nucleotide messenger RNA. The record is from the annotation of a GenBank genome assembly. Lineage: Eukaryota; Fungi; Basidiomycota; Agaricomycetes; Russulales; Peniophoraceae.
AUGUCGAACCCGCCUCCGCCUUUCCCUCCUGCCGGUUACUCUGAGGACGUCUUCAGACGCGUCCGCGUGUUGUUCGGCGGUCAGUACGUCGCCGACGCGCCUCAGCCCAAGCUCGUCUGGGAGCAUCCCUGGUAUCCUCUCUGGUACUUCCCCAAGGACACCGUGGGAAAGGAGUACCUCAAGAACGCCCAACAAGCUACCGACGGCAAAUCGACCUAUGAUCUAGUCGUUGGCGACAAGAAGGCCGAAGGCGCCGUGACCGUAUUCGAGCAGGGCGACUUGGCGGGUUAUGUCAAGAUCAUCUUCAGUGCCGCCGAUGCCUGGUUCGAGGAAGACCAGAGGGUAUACGUGCACCCGAAGGACCCUUACAAGCGCGUGUCAAUCCUGCCUUCCUCGAAGCAUAUUCGCGUCGAAGUUGACGGCGUCGAGAUCGCAAACACCAAGUCAAGCCAGAGGCUAUACGAGACGGCUUUGCCUAUCCGGACCUACAUCCCGCUCAAAGAUGUCCGGGUUGAUCUUCUAACCGAUGCAGCCUUGGUCACUAGCUGCCCAUACAAGGGAGACGCCCACUAUUACGACAUCAACCUCCCAAGCGGAAAGAAGGAGGGCUUGGUGUGGUGGUACAAGCUGCCGACUAUGGAGAGUGCGCAGAUUGCGGGUCAUGUGGCGUUCUACGACGAGAAGGUGGAUGUUUGGGUUGAUGGGGUCAAGCAGGAAAGGAUGAAGACACACUUUCUAGCGAAGGCCAACGACCCGAUCCUCAGCGUGGCGCAACAUCGAACCCGCGCUUGA